AUGAUUCUAGAAUAUCACGUAAUCAUCGGAACCGAAGAUAUAAAAGGCACGCGCGACCGACGCGCACCCUCUUCCCGCCGCGCUCGUUGUUGGAACCACACCGCUAGUAGAACCGCUUUAGCCUUGAAGCAGUCGAGCUCUAGGAAACCCGUCUCACCUCGUGUAACUAUACAAUUAUGGAGAAGCCAAAGAAAAAAGCAACAGCACAAGAAAAAAUUAGCCAAAGACAGGCUACGAAAGAAGGAAAAAUAUGCAGAAAUCAAAAAAGAUCCUGAAAAAUACAGACUUGAAAAAGAGAAAGAAAGAAAGAAGUACCUUUUAAGAAAAGAAAAGAAAAAGAUUCUCAGCAUAGCAGAAAUUACUGACAGACAAAAAAGGGAGCAAAGGCGAAGAUGGCGAAAAAACUCAAGAAAAUAUUUGAAUAAAUUAAAGGAACAAAAGAAGAUAGAACGUGUUUUACUGGAAAACUCACCACCCACAAGCGAAAAUGAAGAAAUUGCGAAUAUAGCAGAUCCCGAUCCUUUGAUGGAAAUAGAAAAAACACCAAAGACAGUCAAUAGCAAAGCAACCCAAUCGAUCCAAGUAAAUUCAAGUGGUACAAGAAAACUGCGAUAUAGAUCAAUGAAAGUAAUUUCUAAUUUAAAGAAAUAA
Molecule: messenger RNA, 651 nt
Organism: Parnassius apollo (apollo)
Lineage: Eukaryota; Metazoa; Arthropoda; Insecta; Lepidoptera; Papilionidae
Source: the annotation of a GenBank genome assembly